This is a messenger RNA of Eutrema salsugineum, 789 nucleotides long. RefSeq names its product zinc finger protein ZAT11. The transcript has a single exon. Gene Ontology annotation, biological process: response to stress; response to chitin. Bases 106 to 645 code for a protein of 179 amino acids. Lineage: Eukaryota; Viridiplantae; Streptophyta; Magnoliopsida; Brassicales; Brassicaceae. The record is from RefSeq and is a predicted model, not a curated record.
AACUCUCUCAAUUCAUUUUUUCUUUUAAUUUUUGACAAACAAAAACUCAAUCCUUAACUUACUCUGCUUCCUUAAUUCUCAAAAUCUUUACCAAAAAUAGAUAGUAUGAAGAGAGAAAGAUCUGAGUACGAAGAAUCCAUCAAGAAUCUAGACAUUGCUAAAUGUCUAAUGAUACUAUCACAAACCUCCAUGGUCAAACACAUUGGUGUUAACCAUUUUACCGAGAGCAACACAAGUAAUCGUUUCGAAUGCAAAACGUGUAACCGGAGAUUUUCUUCUUUCCAAGCCCUUGGUGGCCACCGGGCAAGCCAUAAGAAGCCGAAGCUAACCGUUGAGCAGAAAGACGUGAAACAUCUUAGCAACAAUAACAAAGGAAAUCAUAUGCACGAGUGUUCGAUAUGCGGUCAGAGUUUUGGGACCGGACAGGCUUUAGGCGGUCACAUGAGACGGCAUAGGUCAAGCAUGACAGUCGAGCCAUCGCAGCUGAUCUCUCCGGUGAUUCCUACCAUGCCGGUUUUGAAACGAUGCAGUAGUAGCAAGAGGGUUCUGUCUUUGGAUUUGAAUCUAACUCCUUUAGAGAAUGAUCUUGAAAUUAUUUUUGGGAAGACUUUUUUUCCGAACAUAGAUAUGAAGUUUGUUGUUUAGCUUUUUUCUUUCUUAAUCAUUUAGGUUAUUGCAAUUCUUUUGUAUUGUAAUUCUCUCAUUCUUUUAAGGAUUCUUUCAAAUGUUAUGUUCAUUGUGAGUUACUUGGUUGUCAUGUAAGUUAGUUGGAUUUUUUAUUUUUUUGGU